Messenger RNA from Temnothorax curvispinosus, 1944 nucleotides. It is a transcript of the gene Kyat, whose product is annotated as kynurenine--oxoglutarate transaminase 3. The record is from RefSeq and is a predicted model, not a curated record. Gene Ontology annotation, biological process: biosynthetic process. The coding region runs from base 125 to 1465 and encodes 446 amino acids. The transcript has 8 exons. Gene Ontology annotation, molecular function: L-kynurenine:2-oxoglutarate transaminase activity; pyridoxal phosphate binding. NCBI's taxonomy places the organism in Eukaryota, Metazoa, Arthropoda, Insecta, Hymenoptera, Formicidae. Gene Ontology annotation, cellular component: cytoplasm; mitochondrion.
UUUAUCAUCGUUCGCGAUAAUUUGCAGUAUUUGCAAAGCAAAAAAUAUGACGACAAUUGUUGCGAUAAUUUACACUCCAGCCAAAUUCGUGAGAAUAAGAUAUUGUGCUUGUGUGCGCCUCUAGAUGCUAACGAGAGCUUGUUUCUUGACGACAAGUAAGACCGUUUCAUUCAGUACAUUAAAAAAUAUUAGGAGUAUCGCCGGAAUGUCGAAGUUUGAUUUACCGAAUCGUUUGAAGGGCAACGAAAAGUCUGUCUGGGUCGAAUACAUCCAGCUCGCUUUGCAGUACAAGCCACUCAACUUGGGUCAGGGCUUUCCUGACUAUCACGCACCGGAAAACGUGACGAAUGCCUUGGCCGCUAUCGCCAAAAGUGACAAUCCUCUUUUGCAACAGUAUACGAGAGGAUUUGGUCAUCCAAGAUUAGUGAAUGCAGUUGCAAAGUUUUACUCCAAGCUUAUUGACCGUGAUUUGGAUCCGAACAAGGAAGUGUUGAUCACUGCUGGUGCUUACGAAGCUUUAUAUGCCACUCUGCAAGGUCACACUAAUCCCGGAGAUGAGUGGAUCAUUAUUGAACCCUUCUUCGAUUGUUACGUACCUAUGGUGCAGAGUGCCGGAGGAAUACCCAGAUACAUAGCAUUAAAACCGAAAUCUACAUCGGGCACGGUCACCUCUGGCGAUUGGGUAUUCGAUAGGAAAGAAAUGGAAAGUCUCUUCAACGAGAAAACUAAAGGUAUCGUCCUCAACACUCCACACAAUCCCAUAGGAAAAGUUUUUACGCUGGACGAAUUACAAUUUAUUGCUGAUCUCGCGAAGAAAUGGAACGUGCUUGUGGUUUCUGAUGAGGUUUAUGAGCAUAUCGUUUACAAGCCGUACAAGCACAUAAGAAUCGCAACAUUGCCCGGUAUGUAUGAACGUACAAUCACGAUUGGAUCAGCGGGCAAAACGUUCAGCGUUACAGGCUGGAAAAUAGGUUGGGCUUAUGGACCAGCAAAUUUAUUGCACAAUCUGCAAGUUGUACAUCAGAACACCGUGUAUACCUGUACCACACCGACUCAGGAAGCGGUAGCUAUCGGAUUCGAAUUGGAAAUGGAACGCUUAGGGCAGCCGGAAUGUUACUUCCACAGUCUGGCAAUGGAAUUAUUACCGAAACGCGACUUCAUGGCUAAAUUUCUUCAAGAAGUUGGCAUGAUACCAACGAUACCCGAGGGUGGAUACUUUAUGCUUGCUAACUGGUCCGCGUUGGAGAACAAAGUGAAACUGCAGGAGGAGACGGACGAGAACAAGGACUACAGAUUCACUAAGUGGAUGACGAAGAACGUCGGUCUUCAAGGUAUUCCUCCUUCGGCGUUUUAUGGUCCUGAACAUAAAAGUCUAGCGGAAGACUAUGUGCGGUACUGUUUUAUAAAGAAAGACGAAAAUUUGAAAGCAGCCGCCGAUAUCUUGAAGAAAUGGGCGUCCCAAUAAUUGAAACUAUACAUAUGUAUAUAUGUGUAUGUAUAUUCGAUGACUAUUAAUAAGUGUCUUGCACACUGCACUAAUUUUUCGCGUAGCUUUCGUACUGCUCGAAUACGUUAGGUGUGUAAAAAGUUCACUUGAUACGAUUAUGAAGGAAUUCUAAUUACGCUGACUUACUGCAAUUUUUAUACAUAUUUAUCGCCUAGAAUUGAUGAUGAAAUGAUUUAUUCCCGUUAUAUUUGUGAUAUUAAAUUUAUAUUCAUCUGGAUAUAUCUGGAUAUUGUAAAUUUUUAUAUAUUUUGACGUGAUGUAUGGUUCAAUUAAGUGGUUUUGUGGUCAGUAUGAUUGGCAGUAAUCGAUUGAAUAAACGAUACUGUUGUGAAGAUAAAUUACAGGUCGGAGUCUUUUCGAAGCCAUAGUUUCACAUCUCUUGAAUCAGCUCCGAAUGUUUUACCGCAUCUACAAAGUAAAGACGUUGUUGAAAAAAC